This is a messenger RNA of Plodia interpunctella (Indianmeal moth), 2805 nucleotides long. RefSeq lists its product as uncharacterized. The record is from RefSeq and is a predicted model, not a curated record. NCBI's taxonomy places the organism in Eukaryota, Metazoa, Arthropoda, Insecta, Lepidoptera, Pyralidae. The coding region runs from base 137 to 1933 and encodes 598 amino acids. The transcript is spliced from 10 exons.
UGUUGACAUCGAAUUGUCAUCGGCACUUUCAUUUCCCUCAAAAUGUAUUGAAAAGGGCAUAAAAACUCAACUUGAAAUUAAAUUUUGUGCAAUAUAUUAUCAGCCUAGUUGUGAAAAUCCUUCCCAUUCAUGGAAAAUGUCUGCAAGUAAACUAGAUGCCGUCUAUAGAAGUAUUCUCUUAACCAAAUUCUUUACUAAAGGAUGGGGCAAACCAGAAAAUUUGCGUAGGUUAUUUGAGUUCCGAAAAGUGGUUUCUAAUAGAGAUGAAUGCUUCAAAUUAAUAGACAAAGAUUACCCUGUGACCAUCACCAAGGAAGAAUGUCUCUCCGAUUGCCGAUUUGUGGAAGGUUUCUUCAUGACUCCUCUAGAAAAAUUCCUGCCCGGUAUAGUUCCUCAAAUAGCCCAGAAAGCUCAUUUCCAGGCCCUGCUCCCGGUGCACUGGCCUGAACCUGGAGUCAAACCAGUAUGCUUGCACCUGGCAGGUACCGGUGAUCAUUUUUUCUGGCGGCGGAGAAACCUGAUGGUGAAGCCACUUCUCAAAGAGGCGGGCAUCGGCGGUAUCAUCCUGGAGAAUCCAUUCUAUGGACUAAGGAAGCCCACCGACCAAAUACGUUCGUCUCUCCACAACGUGUCCGACAUUUUCGUGAUGGGCGGGUGCCUCAUUCUGGAGUCUCUGGUACUAUUUCACUGGUGUGAGCGGAAUGGCCUUGGUCCCCUCGGCGUCACGGGGCUUUCCAUGGGCGGACACAUGGCGUCCCUAGCAGCUACAAAUUGGCCCAAGCCCCUCGUGUUGGUGCCGUGCCUUUCAUGGUCUACAGCUUCAGCAGUUUUUCUACAGGGCGUAAUGUCCCAAUCAAUAAACUGGGACCUUCUAGAAGACCAAUACCUCUCAGACGGCGUCUACAGAGAAAAACUAUCCAAAAUGGUGACCAUAGUCGACGAGGCUUUCCUAGCCGGCAAGAAAUUCGCACAAACGUAUUCCCAAAAAGACGAAGGCCCAGACGCAAAAAUAGUUAAACCGACCAUACCAGUGCUUAAUAAAAAAGAUAAUCUAGAUAUAACAUAUAAAGAGUCUAUAGGUGCUCAUCUGACAGCUCAAAAUAUAAUAGAUGUAACGAAGAAAGUUGAAGACAUGAACACAACUGUGCCCCACAACGCAAUUAAAGUCGAUGCAAUAGCACAAAUUGAGAAACUCUAUGUGGAACUGAAGAAAUUGCUUGAUGAAGGCAAAAUAAGCCAGACUUUAUACCACAAGUUGACUUCGAAUGAAAAGUUUAAGUUGCACGCUGAAGAUAUAGAGGAUAUAAACAAGUUAAACCAGGAGGAUGUGAAAGAGUUGAUACUCAGAUAUAAAAUCGAAAGUAUAAAGAAUGACAUACCUAUUUCAGUAGAAGCUCCUAUAGAAACUACAAAAAAAUCCACGAAUAUCGAGCAGCCAGAACCACAGACAAAACCGAUAAAUUUGGAAAUUGAAGCGAAGACAGUACCAAAGUUAGCCGCAGCGACGAUUGCGUUGAAGAAAUCGGACAAACGAUCGUGGAAUGUCUCAGAUUUGACCUCGGAUUGGAUACAUUUACCUUUCAUGAAGUCGAGCGCGAGAAAGAUAGAUAUAAGCAAGAUUCAUUGGAGAGAUAGAGAGGCACUGCAGUUCAUGAGGGGAAUUAUGGACGAGUGCACCCAUCUGAGUAAUUUUUCUGUGCCAUACGACACUUCGUUAAUUAUAGCGGUGUGCGCGAAACAUGACGCUUACGUGCCGCGGGAGGACGUGGGCACCCUGGAGGAGAUCUGGCCCGGCGCGGAGGUGCGCUAUGUGGACGCGGGCCACGUCACCGCCUACAUACUACACCAGUCGCUCUUCAGAGCAUGCAUAAAAGAAGCAUUCGAGCGAUCAAAGAGGAAAUGGAAAGAUGGCAAGCACGUCAACUGGCGGUAACCAUUGUGGAGCAAACCUUAUCAAAUACUGUGUAUUUAGACUGCGUGACGUUUUGCUUUCAAUGUACGAAAUUAGGCUUCACUAAUUUAACGAAAGAACUUUCAUAUAAAUAUUUUACUUUUAUCAUAUUCUUAACAUCCUGAAUGAAGAACAAUCCAUCUGGGAUAAACUAGAUUCAAGAAAUCUCGUUUUUAAAAAAAGGAUGUUCACUAAAUGUGGCCAUAUCUUGUAACUAUCACAUAUAUUAAUUAAUUCAGGCUAUAUCCUGACUUGGUGCUAUUUGCUCAAAAUUAUAAAUAUCAAUUGUAUAUUUAGUAAGGUUUUUGAAAAACAUUCACUAGUGUGUGGAAUCGACCAUCAGUAAAUUAGAAACGGGUUAAUUUAUUUUGCAAUAAUACCCGCGUGUACCAGAUUUAUAAACUUUUAUACAAAACAAAUUGUCUGUACUAUAAAACAUAUUGAAAUAGGUACCAGAGAAUCCAGACUGGAUUUAAAAAUAAUUAUUAUAAAAAAAUAGUCUUGUACAAAAACCAGGAAAUAUUCUAAGCAAUAAUUUUACAAAAAUUAACGAACUGUAACGUGAAGGGUAAUUUUAUAAUCACUAUAUUUUAUAAAAAGCCCAAAUUGUUUCUUAUUAAGAAGUUGUCAGAUAUUUUAGUAGUUUUUCUUUCAUUGCAAACUUUUGUUUGUUUUAAUUCCGCUGUGUGAAGUACAAAGUUAGUUUCGAAUUGAGUAUGUUUUAUAGUUAUGUAAACGUCCAAUGCUUUUAGAUGGUAUUUAUGGUAGACAACUGCGUGUACAUAAGAGAGUCUCUAUUGAGAUUGUAAAGUGUAAAAUGUAUUUUUUAUAAAUAAAUAUUUGUUGUUGUUUAA